Molecule: messenger RNA, 348 nt
Organism: Seminavis robusta
Lineage: Eukaryota; Bacillariophyta; Bacillariophyceae; Naviculales; Naviculaceae
Source: the annotation of a GenBank genome assembly
AUGAAAUCCACCACCAAGAACACCAACCUGCGUCGCGGACCAAGACCCAUGGGGUCUUCUCCAUGGAGGAUGAGAUUCGCUCAUCAACGCCCACAAAUGCCGGCAAUGAGUUCCACGACCACUGCCAGAGCAGGAGAUGGUAACAACCUCAGAAUCAAUAGAGAAGAGAUGACGGGAGUUAGCGAAGACAGAGGAAGGACGAGGAUGUGCUUCUUGUCCUCUAUCAUUCAGGAAGCAUUGGACAUUGGUGACGACUCGAAUUUUUGCUCCGAAACAAACACGAGGACGACCCGUACUCGCACCCGCUCCAACGCUACGGACAGCACGAGCCUACCUCCUUCAAACUAA